UACUCAGUAACACUUAAUCCUCAGAUUUCGGCUGGGACAGACCCUGUUGUUGUUAUUUCACUGCUGGCUGCUUCAGCUUGACCCAUCACACAGAUUUUGUCCUUUGUGCCUUUUGGGAAUUUGCUCAAUAAUACCCCCAGACUGGCUAAUUAGCUGUCGUUAGCUGCUGUCUCCGGGUAAAAACAAAACGGCUAACCCAGCUGUCUCUGCCCUUUGUCUCCACUCAACUCUAGCAGCCGCUGGUUCUCCUCUGAGUUCACUGACACCGGCUUAUGCUAUUUUAUUUCACUUUUUCGCCUGACAAGAGUUAAGUAAACCAAGAUAGGCGGCUUGGGAACCAAGAUGUCGAACCGAGUGGUGUGCAGAGAAGCAAGUCACGCCGGGAGCUGGUACUCUGCUUCGGGAUCCCAGCUGAAUGCACAACUAGAAGGCUGGCUGUCCCAAGCACAAUCCACAAUCAGACCUGCUAGAGCCAUCAUAGCACCGCAUGCUGGUUAUACCUACUGUGGUGCUUGUGCAGCACAUGCCUACAAGCAGGUUGAUCCCUCUAUUACUCGUAGGGUGUUCAUCCUGGGACCUUCACACCACGUGCCGCUCUCCCGCUGUGCCCUGUCAACUGCAGAGAUCUAUAGAACACCCCUCUAUGACCUGAGAAUCGAUCAGAAGGUUUAUGCUGACCUCUGGAAAACUGGGUUGUUUGAGCGGAUGACUAUGCAGACGGACGAAGAUGAACACAGUAUUGAAAUGCACUUGCCUUACACUGCUAAAGCCAUGGAGAGCCACAAAGAUGAGUUUAGCAUCGUCCCUGUGCUUGUGGGAGCCCUGAGUGAGUCCAAGGAGCAGGAAUAUGGGAAGCUGCUCAGCAAGUACCUGGCAGACCCUUCCAACCUUUUCAUCAUCUCAUCUGACUUCUGCCACUGGGGUCAACGGUUCCGCUACACAUACUACGAUGAAUCUCAAGGGGAGAUCUACAGGUCUAUUGAGCAUCUUGAUAAAAUGGGGAUGGGCAUUAUAGAGCAGCUGGACCCCAUGUCUUUCACCAACUACUUGAAGAAGUACCGCAACACCAUUUGUGGACGUCACCCUAUUGGAGUGCUGCUAAAUGCUGUGGCUGAGCUGAGGAAGACUGGUUUAGAAAUGAACUUCACUUUCCUGAACUACGCCCAGUCAAGUGAGUGCAGGAACUGGCAGGACAGCUCCGUGAGUUACGCUGCCGGGGGACUCAUCGUUCAUUGAGGUCAACUUUCGCAGGGGCCAACUGCAGCGCCGUCACCCUGCCCUUAUUAUCUAUCGCCAUAACUUGACCCAAACACCCUCCUCACUCACCCCACCCCCUCCCGCUUCCAAGUUACACCCACUAUUUGCAGGAUGGACCUAGACACUCCAAGCCAAUGCAGUCUCCUUUCCCCCUCUACCUGUCUCCCACUCGCCUCUCACGCCUUUCUCUGCCCUCCUCUCAGUUUGAAGUGUGUCUCAGAGCUUUAGGUUGAAGCUUUUUGUUUUUGAAGUGCAGUUUUGAGAUUAUGAACGAGCACAUGGUAAGAGGAGAUGGGAGGGUUGUGUGUUAUUUUGACUCGGAGCAAGCGCGGGGAGGGGGAAAUCUUAUUUGGCUUCUUGCAAGGACUGCAGUCGUCCUUUUAGUCCCUUUUUUUAUUUCCAUAAGAAAACAAUGGAUUUGAGUUGUACUAAUGCAAUCUUCACAUUUGGACUCUUGGCGGUCUGUGCUCAUGUAACUUGCCUCAGAAAAAGGAACAAAAAUAAAACUGCAGAACUUAAUGGAUAUCAAGAAUAUUGAAAUGUUGCCAGAUGAAAAUGAAAUGAGUGUUUUUGACUGAUUGCUUCAAGCUACAUGCAACUUAAACUUUGAACCCAGUGUCAUAGGUGAUUACUACCGUUGCUCAACAUACAGUAUGUUCUAGUUGCUAACAAAGGGCUGCAUCCAACAAAGUUCACUAACCCCCCCUGUACAAAACCAAAAAUGUUAUUACUAUUAUAAUAGUUUAUGAAAUAUUAUCUUUUAUUCAUAUUUCAUUCCUUUAUUUCUCCCUAUUUUAAUACUUUUAUUAGACGUGAUGGUAUUUACUCAAGUAGUGUUGUCAUUUAUGCUUUAAGGUCAUCGACAUAGAUUGCCCAAUAAAUUAGUUUGUGCAACACUGCUUCCAGAUUCCAACUAUACGCUUGUAGCAUUAUAGAUAUGUUUUAUUAGGGCCAGGCUGCAGUUGUGGGUGCUACAGAAAAGUAAUCAAAGCUGGAUAUAAACACUGACACCUCUAGUUUUUGUUUACACUGCCACCUUGAAUCUCUGUAGUUUUUUGACUUGUCAGACUUUGAGUGCGUUUUUUUCUUUCACUAGACUUGUAGAAAAUGUCUUUUGUUAAACACUGAGCUCUUGUCAGAGCUUUCGUUUUGCUCUGAGCAAAAUAACAAAUAUAUAAAGGCCUAUAUGGUCUGCUUAAGUUGUAGGAACUGUUGUUAUAUUAGCUGAAUAGGUAGCAAUUUACAGCUGUUUUUGUUCAUGCAUUUUGAUUUAAGAAAGCCAAACGUUAUUGGGACGUUUCAAGUGUUCAUCUUUAUUUGAAGGUUUGCUCUCCAGCUUUGUUGCCUUUCAGUGUAUGAUAAUGAGAAUUCAGCUAUGAUUUCUCUUCAGAAUUGCUCCUGAGGCAGUAGGAGUAUCAAUUGGAUUUGGUUGGCUGAAACAAGUAACAGAUGGAUUUAUAAGAUCAGAACAAAGCCCACAAUGCUUUGUUGUAAGGUUAAGGAAUUUGUGUAAAAAAAACCCCCAAAACUAACAAUUGCUGCUCCCUGCUGUGGAUUUACAGGAUCUGAUCUCUUGAACAAAACAUUAAAUUUUUUUUCAUGAUGAAAUAUUAAGCAGGAGGAUCAUUAAGAAAAGUCAUUUACCUUGUAGUCCUCCUGUCCGUCAUGAAAAAAUGAAUCAAACACAAAAGCUGGAUGCAAAUCCUGAUGAUUCAUAGUGGCAGUUUACUGUAGGCUCAAUGACAACGUUAUGCAGGCAGCACACAAUGUCUGACAUCCUGCUCUUUGAGCUUUGAUUAUCACUUUUUACCAAGAGACUCUUGUUAUUGAAGUCAAGUAUUCCCCUUACAGAUGAUGCAGUCCACUCAUAUUGGUCCUCCUUCUCGGCACACUUCACAUUAAGCUCCAAUAUGCGGUCGAACCAAGUGGGCACAUGAAUCCCCGGACUCACUCGACCUCCAACGUUAAUUUAAGGGAAACUAGUAAAGCAUGACACACUGUGCUAUUGUGCCUUUUAUCACUGUUGCACAUAUACAUAUAAAGCGUAUUUUCACUUUUGGUCUUAUUUUAGAAUGUGUACUUUCAGUUUUUGUUUUUUUCUCCACAUGUACCCCCUAACCCCCACCCCAUCCCCUCCCUUGCCUAGUGCCCAGCUCCAGCUCACCGAGCACUCCGGGAGUAUGUGACCUGUCCCCCAUCUGUUGGUCUAAAAUGGCACCAACUGUUAUCUCCUUUCUCCAGCAGGGAGUGGUGUUCUGUUUUCUCCACCUCACCUCAUUCCUGUAGAGAGAGACAAAGGCUGAACCUCAACACUGUUCAUUUUCUUUUAAUGGAUCUUUGUCUUUUAGAAAAUGUUUUUGUAUUAUUAUUGUUGUUUCUCUUUUUUGUUCUUGCUUAGAGAAUGGGAACUUACAUGUCAUAAACCUAAAAUAUACUACUUAACUACUCCCUGAAUGGAGUUUUUUUGAUCUCAGGUUCCACUGACAAAGCAUCCCAAAAGGCUCUUCAGAUAAAGCCGAGGAUUCAUGUUACAAAACAAGUAAAAUAUACUGA
This is a messenger RNA of Scomber scombrus (Atlantic mackerel), 3810 nucleotides long. RefSeq names its product mediator of cell motility 1 (gene memo1). Lineage: Eukaryota; Metazoa; Chordata; Actinopteri; Scombriformes; Scombridae. The transcript is spliced from 9 exons. The record is from RefSeq and is a predicted model, not a curated record. The coding region runs from base 343 to 1236 and encodes 297 amino acids.